Cygnus atratus (black swan) is the source of this 8786-nucleotide messenger RNA. It is a transcript of the gene AMER1, whose product is annotated as APC membrane recruitment protein 1. Bases 1 to 3474 code for a protein of 1157 amino acids. The transcript has 2 exons. NCBI's taxonomy places the organism in Eukaryota, Metazoa, Chordata, Aves, Anseriformes, Anatidae. Gene Ontology annotation, molecular function: beta-catenin binding; phosphatidylinositol-4,5-bisphosphate binding. Gene Ontology annotation, biological process: regulation of canonical Wnt signaling pathway. Gene Ontology annotation, cellular component: plasma membrane. The record is from RefSeq and is a predicted model, not a curated record.
AUGGAAGCAGCCUGCACAGAGGAGUCUGCCAGGAGCAGGUCUCAGUCCGCCGUGUGCAGGCAGCGCAAGGGCAGCGACCAGCAGCCCGAGGAGAACGGCGAGCGGCUGUCCCAGUGGAGCGAUGCCUCGGUCGCGGCUGCUGAGCAGCAGCAGCAGCCCCAGGCCCCCCCCGGCAAGCUGAAGAAAACUGCUUUCAAGCUGUUUGGAGGGAAGAGGAGCAUAUGUACGCUGCCCAGUUUCUUUGGCGGCAGAAACAAAGGCCAGGGGAAAGGAGCCUCGAAAAAGGGCCUCAGUAAAAGUAAGACCCACGAUGGGAUCAGCGGUGCUGUGUAUGACGAGGGCAGCAGGGUGCAGCUGGAAAGCCCUUCGGAUGGAAGCAAGGAUUCGCAUCCUUGCCCGCUGCCGAGCUCCCAAAGCGUUCACGUGGCCAUAGACACCAGCGUCAAGUUUGCUUUUGGCAGGCAGGACGGCUCUCCGCCAGGGAGUAUUGAGGGCUGUGAGAAGAAGCCCAAUGGAGACAAGUCAUCCUUUCCCAGACCGAAAAAAGGCCUGAAGGGGCUGUUGAACAGCAUCCGGCGUCACCGCAAGAGCAAGGUGGCUGAGUGCGAGAAAGCAGAGCUCCCCGAGUGGACUGGGGACUCAGAGGAGGCCAACAAAGCUCGAGGCACGGGAACGGAAACCCAAGGAGCCACAGAGGAAAGGGGACCUGGGUCUGUCCCCCUCGCUGCGGCCUGCCCAGGGAACUCGGAGGAUAAUUGCUCGGUAGGCACGACCACCAACUCCGGGGAGGCUGCUGAGCCAGACUGGCUCAGGGCUGACCAGGGCAGCCCCGAGGGUGAUGGGGUGGCGAUGCCUGGGGACCAGGAUGCUCUGGAUGCAAAAUCAGAGGUGGACGCCGCCGUCUGUGCAGAGUCUGACUACAGCCACCUCCCCGUGGCCCUGCAUCCCGACUUGGCGGACAAUGACCCUCCCUCGCUGCACUCUGGGGACCAGCUGAGCCUCAUCUUCGGAGACGUCACGUCCCUGAAGAGCUUCGAUUCCCUCACGGGGUGCGGAGACAUCAUCGCUGAGCCCGACAUCCUCAGCAUUGCUGAGAGCGCGAUCUCUGUGGAGCGCAGCAGAGAUGCUGCGAAACGGAGCUCCUGCCUCGUCACCUACCAGGGCGGCGGGGAGGAGAUGGCCAUGCCGGAGGAGGCGGAGGAGUACCUCCAGCAGAUGUGGGACAGCACCACUGAAGGGGACGGGAGCUACGAAGCCCAGCUGCCACCCUCCAUGAGCGGUCGCGACCCGCAGGCGGCGAGCAGCAAGCUGGAGACGCGUGGUUUGCACGAGGCAGAAGCCCACCCCUACGCCGGGGGGGCGAUGGACGGCGUUGAGCUCCUGACGCCGCAGAGCGACCAGCAGGAGUCUGCACCUAACAGCGACGAGGGUUACUAUGACUCCACCACGCCGGGACCAGAGGACGAAGGCGGGGAUGGGCUUUGCGAGAUCAAGAAGGACCGUCUGCCUAGAGACAGCUACAGCGGCGAUGCACUUUACGAGUUUUAUGAGCCAGAUGACACGCUAAUGAGUCCCUCGCACGGGGAGGAAUCCCUGUUUGAGAGCAAAGUCUCUCGCCCAGAGAUCUUCAGCUACUUCUUGGACUUCUGUCUCCCUGCUGAGAAGGGCUUGAUCCAGAUGAUGGAUCAGAAAAUGGGUGUUAUGGAAACCGAAGAAGAGCGGCUAGCUGCCAUCCAGAAAGAGCUGCUGUACUGGGAGCUGCAGAGGGAACCGGUCCUGAAACGGCUUGAUGUUCCCAGGGAAAAGCAGUACCUUGAAUGUAAAACUAGAGCAGCCAGCUUGAUUGGCAAAAAUCAGAGUUGCCUUGGUAGUGAGCAGAUUGCCUCUCAAGCUCUGAAUAGGAGCGUGAGUAGCGGGGUUUCGGUGGCGAGAGGCGAAAACCCGGAGUGGAGGGACUUUCCAGGGCCUUUGUGUCCAGAGAACUGUUACAACAGCCAAAAAGCCCAAGGAAGUUGCCUUAUUCAGCUCAUGAAGAACAACCCAGGGUUCAAUUCUGACCCGGAUCAGGCGUUGUUCGGGGGCCCCGUCCACGGCGGCGUGGCCCCACCCAAAACAGGGCCGUUCCCCGGCUACAGGCCCCACGAGCGCGAGAGCUGCUCGCAGAGCGACCGCCGCGACGGGGCUGAGGCCGCCCCCAGGGAGCCCCAGGCUGUCAGCGAAUGUGAACCCGAGCAUGCCGUGAACUUCUCGCAAGCACUAGUGGAGUUCACCAGCAGCGGGACCCUCUUUUCCAGCCUCUCGGAAAGCCUGGGCAGCUCCGACUCCGGCUCCUCCUUCACGCAGAACCUCCCCGUCCUCCCCACCAUGGUCACCUUCGACAUCGUCGACGUGGAGCAGGAAGGGGAAGGGGAGUGUGAGCAGCACCUCGAGAUGAACGCCGACGAGGACAUCGCCGCAUCCUUCGAGGCCUUUGACGACAGCUACGUGCAGAAAGAGUCAUUUGCUGAAUGUGACGAGAGAAUGUUCCCCGGGUACCCCCAGGGCUCCUUCCAGAGCUGUAACUGGGGUGUCGCCAGCCUUCCCCGCCACCUGCGCCUGCACGGGCUCAGCCCGGCCAUGCCAGCGCCCCUCUCCGUCAACAGGAGGAGCAGGUCGCUCGACACGGAGAGCCUCGAGUUCGAGCUCGCCGACCUGCAGGUGUCCAAGAAUGGCCUUAAGCCGUGCCAGCUCUGGUCUAAAUGGGACAAAAAGGACUUGGACGGUGCGAGAAGGAGCAGGAGCAAAGAGGACGCCGGGCUGUCCGCUCCUGCAGGUGGGGAGGCCGACAGUGUGCUGGGCUGGUCAGGCUUGCAGCACCUGCAGUACAACGCCGAGCUGGCUCCCGGGGGGGUGAAACGCUGGGGCUUUGCUCCGGCUGCUGGGCUGGAGAGCGGCUGGGAGCCGUCCGAGCAGCCGGACGCCGACUCCCCCUUUCUGUCCCUUUCCCGCAGCAGUGCCAGAGAGGCUCUGGAGAGGCGGCCCCAAGAGCCGGAGCUGGACAGGCAACUGGUCAGGCCGUCCAAUUUACCUCUGCAGGCCGACACGAGGCAGCCCCCGGAGGCGCCCGGUGCCUACAGGUACCACGGAGAAGUCGCGGCCAAAAAGCUCGCCCGCGUGUUACCGCUGGGCGAGCCGGAGCCGCCGCAGAGCUUUGGCUUCGCUCAGUCCCCGGAGAAACCAGCCAAGUGCAAACCUGUUGGCGUGGCCCAGGGGGUGCCCCAGUUUCACGAUGACAGCACCGAAACCUUAAAAAGCCCCUCCUGCUUCGUGGAGCACUUCGGGAGCGCCGGCAAAGAGCUGCUGAAAGGGAGAGGCACGCAGGGGAGCGCGCUGCCCGCCGGCUGCCCGAGCGCUGCGGUGAAUUGCGAGCCACCGCUCUCGAAUACAAUACACAAUGCAAAAUGCGGCCCCAGUGCACGGCCCCAUUGCUGCUAGAAUAAAUUCUGGAAACGGACCCUUUUCUAGCACGGCAGGUUUGUUCUCGGCAGGUUCAGCUCAAGGGGCACCGUCACCUUUGGAGGAAAGAUUUGAGGAUUUGAUGUUUGGGAGGAGCAGGGAGCAUUGCUGCCCUGCGCCCUCGCUUCGGGCGUUAGUUGGUUGCGUGGGGUCACGUCUCCCUGGUUUGGGGUUUUUGGGGCCAGGCUGCUUUCGGGCGCCUUCCUGAAGCCACCACUUCAGGAUGGAGCCAGGGGAGCAAGUCUCGGGGAAGGUUUCAGAAGAAAUUGUUUUUUCUUCCUCUUCUCGGUGAAACGUUUUGUUUCGGACAGACUUUUAAUGUCUUCCAUCUUGUUCGUGAUUUGGGGACCCCAGAGGAAGGAUGCAGGUUAUUUUGAGAGCAAGGAAAGGAGGCAGUUCAGCUGAAAGGGGAACAUUGCCGUAACUUUUUUUUUUUUUCCUGCCCAAAAGGAAAGCAGGAGCUUUUGUGUGCGUGCUGAUAACAUUUUUCAGCUCUAGCUUUAAUUUGCUCAAAAAUACAACACUCGGAGGGGUGUUCUCUUGAUAGAUUCCCUUUCCAGAACAAAACUUCAGCCCUUUUUUGUCGUGGUCUGUCUUCAUGGUGCAUAAUUUCCAAGUGAAGCAUUUCCCAUGCUUUGUCCCACAUUCCUAGCCUCUCCCAGGCCACGGGCACAUGUAGGAAUUCUUUGAAAUAAGCUAAAUUUGCAUCGUGCCUGUAGCUGUGAAGUUGCCGAUGCUGUUACUUUCUUCAAAAGGAAGUUUUGUGGGUUUUUUACUUUGUUUGUUUUCUUUGCAUAAACUCAUGCGGGGAAAGUAUUCUGUUAAUUGGAAUACAGGAUGUAACGCAGCCUAAAUUAGGCUUCACAACUUCUUCCUCCUAACUGGAGGGAACAAAAAAGCUGGAGAUUGCUGCAGGUUUUUGAUUGUUUUGUUUGUUUUUCCUCUUUCAACGAGUGUGGAGAAGGGACAUGAGCUAAGGAGGCAGGCUCUGUGCUGAGGAGGCUGAGAGCUCCUGGAAACACUUUGAGGCUGGCGGAACAGAGCUCCUGUCUCUCCUCAAGGAGUCUGUUGUGUCCUGGUCGAUCUUAAACACUUUUGUCUGUAACCCAAACCUCGCCUUCUGUGACUUACAAGGCCUCUUCCUGCUGCUGUCCAACUUCUGGAGCCUGAUCUUAAUUCAGUUACAGAUAGCUUUUUUUUUUUUUUUCCCCUGACUUGCCCCUUUUCUGCUUCUUCUCACAGCAGAGCUUUUAGCAUUAAAAAAAUAAUCCCAAACGGGCAAUACCACAGCGUUCCCCUCCUCCAGGGUCUGCUGUUUGUGGCCGGUGCCUGGCUGUGCCCCCGACCCGCUGACCGAUGUGCUUGGAACACGAGCAGCCCCCGGUGUCACCGUGCCUGGGGAGCACCGAGGCACCGAGAGCUGCUUUGUGCUGUGUUCCCAAGCAAAAUGAAGUCCUGUUAUUUCGUCUUGGGAAGAGGCUUCUUACCCCUGUCCCUGUGCAUCCAUGAAGGAGCAGGGAAUGGCAAAGCCAGGCUUUGAUUUUUGGCAGUUCCAUUUAUGUAUGAUUUUUUUUUUCCGUGAACGGACUCCUGAGGUUAGAGCAGAGCUGUCUGCAAAUCUGUGGGACUAAACCUUCAUUUUUCAGUAUUUCUGUACCAGCGCCUCUGCAGGGAGGUGCUGUGGGAACCCGCUGUGCAGCAUUUUCCUUCCCUCUGUGCACUCCUCUUUUAUCAAAAAGGGUUUUGUGGGACAGACUCUUCUACCCUCUGUUCACUCCCAUUGUAGCCAAAAGGGUUCGUGGGACAGAGCAGCCCUAAUUGACACCGGCAUCAUAGCUGAGCUCCCUCCACUGCAACCCGCUGCCAGGGACAGAUGGCAGGCAGACAGUGCUAGCAACACCAGAGAUGGCACAGCACAAACCGUUGCUCAGCGUAAUUGCUUGGCUUCCGCAGCAGCCUCUUCCUGGAUUUUUAGUGGUUAUUUUCUUUCAGCGUGUCACCAAAGGCAUCUUGCAGGUCAGGGGGGUUUUGCGUAGUGUUUUUGUAAAUGGCGCAGCGUUUGCCAAAGUCCUGGUGAAGUAUGAAAGUGUCUCAGUGCUAAAAUGAAUGUACAGUUGCAAAUGCAUGUCUCUUUAGUAAUAAUUAUUUUGGUUGUAGGUACGUAGUAGAAAGACUUACUGACAACAGUUCCUAGACUAAUGUGUGAAAGCAAUACAGCCAAGACUUGAUAAUCUGACUUUAUACCAAAGGUUUCUCGUCUUAAUUUGAUUUGAACUAAAUGAAGCAGACACCUGCUGAUUUAAAGUGAGAUUUUUAAAAGCAUUUUAAACCCAUUUUCCAGGAUUAUUGGAGCAUUCUGCCCCAUUAACCGAAAGAAGUAAAAAUUUUCAUUAUUCUAACCUGGGCUGUAGAUUUUCACUGCCGUGGAGUGGAUUUCAUUACCUAAUGCACUCCUGCUCUUACAAUACCUGUCUGCUCUGGGAUAAAUAGGACCAGAUCUUCCCCACAAUACUUUUCUACCCGGAAAUUAUAAAAGAGCUACUCUUUGAGUGCCAAAUACAAGCUCCAGGGCCUUGAUCUUGUCCCCUUAGGGAUUUAGGAGAGAUUUCUCACAGUUGCAGUGUCCAAAUUAACGCUCAAGUCCCUGGAGGGGGGAAAUACUCACACCCCCCUUUCAGAAGCAAUGGGUCUGGAAAUGAAGCGUGUAAGGGUGAUCCUCCAUCCUUUCCCCGAUUUACGGAUGUUAAUCGAUUGUUUGGGUUUGCUGAAGCCAAACAGGGAGUGUUUGGUGGCACAGGGAGCGGUUGGAGCACGGGCACGGCUGCCUCGGGGUGGGAUCGACCCACGGCUGCUUUCCUAUGGGGGAGAGGGGCUGGCAGCCCACGAUGCCCUCAGAGCUCGCUCGUUCACCACUGCCAACCUCAUACCAAGCACCAUUUCCAAGAAAUUCCCCACCUGAGUCCUUGGAGCCCAUCUAAGCUAGCAGCAGCCCAAUUUCUCACCCAGGACUGCAGCAGUUCUGCUCGUCUCUGGAUGAAGCUGUUGUCGUUUAACCUGGUUAAACAGAGACUUACCCAAGGAGCCCGAGUUUGAGAGUAGUAAUCGAGGCUUUUUGUGAAAAAGGGGUCUGCUGAGCCAAAAAAUAAGUCAUAGGAGUGAGGAUAGCAGGUUGUCUUGCCGAGAUAUUGAGGAAAAUCUCCCCCAAACCUCAAGGAACUGAGUACGUCCCUUCCAGGGAAAGCCUUGGCUCGGAGUGGUGGAUUAUCGCUGUUAACUUACAGAUCAAACCACUGCCCUUCAGGUCAGCCUACCAAGUAACUCUGUAUUGCAUUUUGGGGACUUUGUUCUUUUGUUCGUUUGUUUGUUUUUUAUAUACACACAAGAAAACGGUCGAUUUUAUCUAUUUUUGUAUAGUUUUGCAUUUUAUAUUCAUGGGGAGAUUUUAUGGACUGUUCUUUUACUUACGUACGUUGUGUUUUAAAAUGGUGUGGUUUACAGUUCCGAUGGAGAAAAAGCAAUUUAUUGCUGUCACUGCUGCUGCCACUGCCUGUGCAAUGCAAGAAAACCACCUCGCUUCUCAUACCCUUGUGUACCACGCUGCUCAACUUUAUAUGAGGGCCUGGCUCUGAAAAUCAGCAGCCAGUCCAUUGCCAAUACUUACUCUCUCUUUGUGGACGCCGCCAAGAUGUCUUUGUUUUAAUACUGGUUUGUCACACUUGUCACCUGUUUUCUAGCUUUGUUUUUAAUCUGAAUUUGUGGACCGUGGUGAUUUCUCCCUGAAAGUGUUGUUGGCUGUCUUUUAAACUAAAAAAGCGUGGAUUUCAGCUGGGGCUUUCUGUUCUGUGUGCGUAAUUAUUCUGUCCAAUACUGGGGCUUUUCUUAAAUCCCCGUACAACCUCGCGGGGCAGGAGAUGCUGUCGGCUGGUUUGCCGUGAUGAUCUUGAAACCAGUGGCAAAGAUCCUCUCUGGGGCUGCUCAGGGCUGUGAGCCUGGCCUGCUCCGUGUCUGUCUGGGAAUCGUUCUGAAAAUAACCCUGUGGUCUGAGGGUCCCCUCCCCGCCUGGCUUCUUCCCGGAGCAACACUGCCUCGAAUUUUGGGAUCUUAAUUGAAACAAGAGCUUCUGGUAAGCUAAGACCUAACGCUAGUUAACGUGGUUCUUUUCUUCCCUUUUUUUUUUUAGUUGAAUGAAUAUGCUGCUUUGUUUGCUUGACUCUAUGUCUGUGCCCCUGCAGAGUUUGCAACCCUGUGUGGGGUGUAAGGGCUGACAUAACUUCUCUGCAGAAGGUCACGUUGAUUAAUUGAGCAGAAGAGAACAAUACCAAACAGUGACAGGCAAAAAGAAAAUUAAAUGCUGAAAAGCUAAAAAAUUACUGAGACUGAAAGCAGAUUUGUCCCUUCUUCCCCCGACAGCCAAUGCCGGCAGAGAUGCCAGUUCCAUCUGAGACAUUUAGCCCUGCGCAGGUUUUUGUCUUUUAAUUAAAUAGCUCCUAACAAAAAGGAGUGCUGCUAGUGUUUUUUUUUUUUUCUUUUUUUUUUUAAUGGUUUUGGCCCAUUCCCGGAGCAGGGGCGGGAAGGCAGGUGGCUUGGCAAACACUCCGGGGGCGCGCUGACCCUCGCUGCUUUCACAUUCCCUCUGCCCCUCGGUGUGCGGGCCCUGUCUCGAGUGCAGCUCAGACCUGGUACUGGCUCUUCUCUCUGCGGAUGGAUGAUCGCAGAAAAUGGAAAAGGAAAAAGGCCUUCAGCCCGGCCAGCCCACCUCCUGCCCCUCCGGCACCCCGCUGCGCGCUCCCCACUGCUGGGAGCAGUGCCUGUCCAGCCGCUGCCUCUGCAGGUGCCUUGCUUGUGGUGCAGGGAACACGCAGAAGUCUAGAAAAGCCCGUCAGUGCUAACGAAACAGCGCUUUGCCCAUGUCCGUCCCUUGCUGUCCCCCUCUGUGGCCACCUGCAAGGGAGCCCUGCUGCUGGCAGCGCUGGCCCCAGUGCUCCGGGCAGCCUGGCGGAGGCAGCGGGUUCCCCUCUGGCCCCCGCGAGGGGACCGUCUGGUGGGGGCUUUGUCCUGGUCUGGUCUCAUUGCUACUAGUUCUUUCAACUUUUUAAUGUAUUGACUGUGUUUUAAAUUGAAUGUUCCUUUCACUGAAUUCUAAUGAAUAAACUUUGGAUUUUUAGAGAAUACCUGAUCUCGCCUGUGUGUUUUUCUGGCUUGCUUGAUCCUCGAUUAUACCUUUUUCUUCUCCCUCCUCCCUUCUCCCGUCUCUUGGUUGCAAGUGAAGUGACUUUUUCAGCAGGAGAAGG